Molecule: messenger RNA, 3069 nt
Organism: Paramecium tetraurelia
Lineage: Eukaryota; Ciliophora; Oligohymenophorea; Peniculida; Parameciidae
Exons: 4
Source: RefSeq, a predicted model, not a curated record
AUGUAAUUUGAAUCACCCAGAUUCAAUGUUGACUUGGAUUAAGAACUGUAGGCGGAAUAAAACGAAGACUUCGAGUAAUAAUAUUUGGGUUUCUGUUUGCGAUCAACUAGAAGAGAGACGUCAAUCAACUAUCCUCAUCUCUACAGUUAAACGUAGAGUGUGAAAAGUAUCGAAGGAUUCGAUUAAUACAAUGUGAAGAAGCUUGAGAAUGUGGCUCUAAAGAAAGUUCAGAAAAGUCCCCCUGAGACGAGCAGGAGUCCCAUUCAUGUUCCUUCCUACAAAUAGCAUUCUACAGGAUCAAGCAUGAUGGCUUUCUUUUUACUCAAAAGGUUUUUGGAGAAGCUCCAAAUCAAACGGAGAAUGCUGGAAACCCUGAAUUACACCCAUCUAAGCCUAAUAGGAGACAAAGCCGCUGAUAAUAAUGUAGUGCUUCAAUAUUCGAAAUCAAUAUAACGAGCUGGGUUCACACUCUAGGCUAUGAAAAAACUAUUCGAAAUGGAGUCCCAAAUUGAGGAGACUAAAUUGGAAAACCUGAAGCAACACUACGAGAAUAUUAAAAAACAGAUAAUUAAAAUUUGUUAAACCAUCAUCAAUCUAAUUCCCUUAAUAUAGCCGGAAUCCCUUUUCAAAGUGUAUUGGGAUUUAUUUGCAGUUGUCUUCAGGAUUAUUUUAGUUAUCUUAAUACCCUUAGAAGUAGGAUUCCACACUCAGAUCUUGUUCCAAGACAGUACACCCUUAACUGUAAUAAUUUGUAUAGUACUAAUAAUGGACUUUUUUAUUAGGAUCAACACACAACAAUAUCUGAAUGGCUAAGCUAUUAGAGAUCGAUGGAAACUAAUAAUGAUUCAAGUUAAAAAGUCUAUGUUCAUCGACUUCCUCACUAUAACCAUCUUAGUGAUCUUUCUAUCAUUGAUACCUCAAAAUCCAAAAUACAAUUUGUUUACCUUAGUAACUCUCACCUAAUAUUCCUAUGUGUAUGAAAUACUCUCCAAAAGUGAAUAAUACUCCUACUUCACAAGACCUCAAAGAGGUAUCCUGGGAUUGCUAAAGUUUAUGGCUACUCUUUUUUAUAUUUUGCAUCUGUUCGGUUGUUUUUGGUUUUGGAUUUCAAGUUUGCAAAUAGAAGACUCUUGGAUUGACUUUAAAGACUUAACAAACAAGCCCUGGCAGGUUCAAUAUCUGGAAGCCUUGUAUUUUGCAAUUGUGACCAUGUUGACCAUAGGCUAUGGAGAUAAUGUGCCUAAGAAUUCAACUGAAAAGAUAGUGACGAUUAUCUUCAUUUUGGGUGCCUGUUUGUGGUUUUCUUACAGUAUAAAUUUUAUCGGUGGAAUCAUGAAUGACAUUACAUAGAAUCAGGUUGAAAGGAAUUAGAAGAUGAGAGUCAUCAAUAAAUAUAUGAACAAGAGAAAUAUCCCAUUCGCUUUGCAACAUCAAAUCAAAGAGUACCUGACAUAUCGAUGGAAGGAAGACGAUGAAGUAGAUCUGGAGAUAGAACAAACAUUAUUAGAUCAAUUAUCUGAUGAAUUAAAGGAAGAAUUAGACAGGCAGGCUCACAAAGUUUUCAUUGAGAAGUCUAUCUUACUGCAGAAGUUUUUUAGUGAAGAGUUUAGAAAUGCUUUAUUUAAAAGUAUAAAGAGAAAAAUUAUCCCUCCUGAAAAUACCUUCUAUAUCGAUUUCAAUGGACAACACCAUCUAUGCUUUAUAGAAUAGGGACAUCUGCUCUAUUAACAUAAGGAUGAGAAAUAGAGGUCCAAAAUGAACACUAUAAUUGGUCUAGGUGAAUUCUUAUGCGUCAAGGAAUUCAUAGUUGAAGAUCCUGAUAUGGAAUUAUUCAAAGCUGUUGGGUAUGUGAGUUUGUUAGUACUAUCCAAAUAAGAUUUCCUAACCAUUCUUAAAGAUUACCCAGAUGAUUUCUAAAAGUAUUGCUAAUUAAAAGACUCUAUAGUGAUGAAUUUUGAUUAAACAAUUCUAUAAAAAAGUGUCUACUGUCCUGCAUGUCAGUAGUUUGAACACACUUUAACUAAAUGUCCAUACAUUUAACAUAAACCGAAUUUCGAAGUUACUAUUAAAAGGCAUCAACAUUCUAAAACUUAGUAGAGAACUAGAUUUUAAAGAAAGAGAAAGAAAAAUGUGUAUCUUGCUUUAUCUGAAAAAGAUUUAGUGGCAGAAUUUGCUAAAGUGUACUCCAGUGAUAAUCAACAAUCGAUAAAUUAGUAACUCAAAAUAACCUAUUAUUACGAAUAAGACUAGAUUGAUUGUAAUAUUAUUGAUCCUUCAGCCUCAGUGGACAUAUUUCGAGUUUCUUCUUUACUCCCUUAAUAUUCCACUGAAGCUCUAAAUAAAUAGAACGAUUUAUUAAGUAGUGUUAGAAUGGAACCAAAAUCAAUUAAAGAACCUGAAAUUGAUAUCAAAGGAGAAUUGAGACAACAAUUAAAUCAAGGAAGAUUGAUCAGAAAAACGACCAUGUUCCCCUCUAAUAAUACUAAAUAAAUUAAAAAGAGUCCAACUAAUACGUUCACUAUUAAAUAGGUUCAAGAUGAAGAUUGGGAUGACUCCUUAUAAAUACUCACAUUUUAAAAUUCACAUAAUGACAACAUUGUUCAUGUUUACAAUAAAUUAAUUAAACAAGAUCUAGAAGAUCCUAUUAUCAAAAAGGCGAUUACUUAAAUAGAACCAUUAUUUUGGAAAUUGAAUCAAAAAAUGAUUGAUGAUUUUGAAGUCAUACAGAAUUACGAUUUUUUUUAUUCAUAAUUUAAUGCUGAAAAAACUAUAGAUUUAGCCAACAAAAAUAUCCAUCAUUGGCAGAAGGAGACAAUUGAAAAAAUGUAAAAGUUUAUGCUUUUUCCAUUUAAUUAUAUCUUGAAAUACUUGAAAUUGAGAAGAAACAGAAUGAAUCAAGCAAUCAUUGAAAAAGGAAAUAAAUUUAAAAGAGUUAAAAAUAAAUUGAGAAUGAUGCAGCUACGAAGUAAUCUAUAAUAGAAAAAGAUUUCUACCACAUCCAACAAAGUAAUUAGAUUUGGAUAGGUAUUGCCUUCUAAAGUACAGUCUCGAGACUCAAUAAUCAUUUGA